AUGAUUGAUGGCUUUCAAAGAGCUCUGAAAAGGUGCCAAGUGAUGCAGAGGACCCCUAUAAUAGAAUGCGAAAUGUUGAGAGGUUCCAUAUUGUCAAGAACGAAGGGAAUCACUUUUGUACAUGAUCAAUGUCGGGUGAUUUGGCUAGGAGACUUGAACUACAGGAUAAACCUGCCAGAGGCUACGACAAGAUCCUUAGUAAAGAAUAAGGAGUGGAGCAUUUUAUUACACAAUGAUCAGCUGAAGGCUGAGCUAGCAAAGACCAUGUCUUUGAGGGGUGGCAUGAGGAGGAAAUCAAAGAAAAAGAGGAGAUCUCCUGCAUGGUGCGAUCGAAUAAUUUGGUUUGGCAAGGAAUUGAAGAAAAUUCAAUAUAAUAGAGGAGGAAUGGGACUAUCGGAUCACAGAUCCGUUCAAGCAAUUUUCACUGUAGAGGUUGAUGUCUUGUCAAACAAAUUUGAUGAUUUAUGA
This is a messenger RNA of Fraxinus pennsylvanica, 468 nucleotides long. Lineage: Eukaryota; Viridiplantae; Streptophyta; Magnoliopsida; Lamiales; Oleaceae. The record is from the annotation of a GenBank genome assembly.